Molecule: messenger RNA, 2191 nt
Organism: Funneliformis geosporum
Lineage: Eukaryota; Fungi; Glomeromycota; Glomeromycetes; Glomerales; Glomeraceae
Source: the annotation of a GenBank genome assembly
CAUCCGCCAACCAGAUUUCUUGAAAAUACCUGAACAUCCUCGAGGAUUAGAACUCGAUAUCUAUUAUUCACAGUAUGGAUUUGCCAUAGAAGUACAAGGUAAACAGCAUGAGCAACAUAUAAAGUAUUUUCACAAAGAUCCGGAAGAAUUUCAAAAGCAGUUGAUGCGUGAUCAGAUCAAAAAAGAACUCUGUACUGGAACUAUUUUCUCGAUCCCUCUUAGCGAAAAAAUUCCUAUUAAUAAAGUUGAAGUCCCCAUAAAAUCGUUAACUAUCGAUUUCCUCAAGGAGUAUAUCUAUGAACGGAAAAAUAAUAUCCUUAAAGACCUUACUAACGACGCUUCCAAACUGGAACUUUGGCAUGUUAAUGUCGAAGAAGUUGUUGAUGUUUUUAACGAAGACGAUAUUGUACAAAAACUUGGAGGAAAUAAAAUGAAACCUACUUUUCUGUUUAGCGACUAUUUUAGUGAUCAACCUCCAGCGAGGAAAAUCCAUAUCAUCAUACAACCGCCCGUCACCAUUGAUCAAGAGCUCGCUGAUAUAACUCGUAUCAUUGCAGAACUUGGCUAUCUGCCUCGACAAAAUGGCCUUGGUGGUACGUUGCUACCUUAUGAUUCGUCUGAUUCGGGAUCGGAUUCUACCAAUGAAGGUGUUAAACUUAAUGAUCGUGACAUCAGUCUAAGAUUUGAUAUCAUGAAUAUUUUGAUCAAAGAACUUAUAAAUAAAAAAGUUUUACUUGUUCGGGCACCACCCUUCGCUGGAAAAACGUCAUUAGCCCAAAUUUUGGAGCACACAUUGAUUAACGCGCCAGAAUACUCACAUUGUAGAGUAAUCCGAAUUUCAUUGCUUUGGGAAGGAGGUAUCAAUUGGAAUAAUUUUGGUGAGCUGUGGACGGAAAUUGUUGGUAUAACUUGGAAACAGUGGAUACGUCAAUGCAAGAAAAUUCCAUCAAUUUUGAUAGUAGAUGAGGCUCAAUUGAUUUAUGGGGAUAAGGGAAUUACUGGCGAUGAUGAAAAAACUGCAGGUCAAUUCUGGAUGACCGUUAAAAGUCUCCUUCAGGAUUUAACGAGUACAUAUAUUAUAAUGUUUGCGGCCUAUGGAUAUAAAAGUUCUAACAGUGGCCUUGCGACUCCUGUCAAAAUACGGGAUGAAAAUUGCAAAAGUCUUGUUGACAUCAAUUUUUCCCCGGACGCGUUAAAAAUAUAUGUUGAGAAGUUCUGUAAUAUCCACUUCAAAAAAUUAGAUCAGCAAAGUGUCUUAAAUUUAUAUCAAUAUAUCCAAAUGGCAACAGGAGGACAUGCGGGUUUGAUUCGCCACAUCUUGACGAAUACAAAAUCUGAAAUGAAGAAGCGACUUGAUAAUAAGAAUUAUCGUCUAACCUGGGAAGAUAUACUCAAGUACUUAAAUUCAAGGAAGUUUGAUAAAUCUAUCUAUUCCGGCUGUCGCGCUGUACCAGAUGUUAAAUCAAUUAACUCGAAACAAUUAGCCUUAUGUGAAGAAACUUAUUUAAAAGGAAAAACUUCUUUCUCAGAUGAUGAGGAUGCCGUGCAUCUAGUUAAAACUGGAGUCCUUAUGGUUGUGGAGGAUAAUAUGUAUUUAACUUUUGCAGCGCCCCUUCUUAAGCGAUCAUUUUUUCAGCAAAUGUACGGAACUGAAGAUAUUGCCGUAGUUACUCCUACAGAUUUGUAUGAUUUUAUUGUGAGGAUUUUCACAGCAAUGUGUAACGAAUUAUCUAAGAAAAUUUUAAGGGAAACGCUUGGACAUGGAUCUGAUGGAAGAAUCCUGGAACAAACAUGGCAAAAGGAAUUUUAUAGAAUUGGUACACGGGUAUUGGGAAAGGAUCAUUUUUUGUCAUGUGAUGCGGGUUCAGCUUUUGGAUGUGACGGAAAAUUAGAUUUCUAUGUGGACAAGUUAGACUGGGCGAUAGAACUCUUGAGAGAUGGUGAAGAUAUGGCCGAACAUAAGGAAAGAUUUGACCCCAUAGGAGGAGAAUAUAAAGAGAUUGUUAAAUAUGCAAAAAGUAUAGCUAUUAUUGAUAUUCGCAGUAUAGGCAUUCUUGAUGAUCGUAGUGAAGCAAAAAAAGUUCGGGAAAUUAAGAAGGAUUUCAUACAUGUGUCAUGCUCCAAAGAUUUUGAUGCAUUUAAGAUAGAGAGUUUAGGUAAAGAAACUGUAACUAUUCGGUUUCCAAAUUAG